This is a messenger RNA of Geodia barretti, 939 nucleotides long. NCBI's taxonomy places the organism in Eukaryota, Metazoa, Porifera, Demospongiae, Tetractinellida, Geodiidae. The record is from the annotation of a GenBank genome assembly.
AUGCCCCGGUUCAAUCCCAUCAGCAUCAGCGGCUACCACAUCCGCGAGGCCGGCAGCAACGCGGUGCAGGAGCUGGCCUUCACGCUGGUAGACGGCUUCGAUUUCUUCUUCAACGUCCACAACGACUUUUUCGAGGAGAUUGCCAAGUUCCGGUCGGCCCGACGCAUCUGGGCGCGGGAAAUGCGUGAGACCUUCGGCGCGGAGAACGAGCGUUCCGGCUGGCUGCGUUUCCACGCCCAGACUUCCGGCGCGUCGCUGACGGCGCAGCAGCCGGAGAACAACGUGGUUCGGGUGUCUUUGCAGGCCCUGGCCGCGGUGCUGGGCGGCUGCCAGUCGCUGCACACCAACGGCAAGGACGAAGCCUGGGCCCUGCCGUCCGCCGAGGCCGCCCUCCAGGCGUUGCGCACCCAGCAGAUUAUCGCCCACGAAACCGGCGUCGUCGACACGGUGGACCCGUUGGGCGGCAGUUAUUACGUGGAAGCGCUGACCAACCAGGUUGAAGCCGGCGCCUACGACUAUUUCGAGCGCAUCGACCGGCAGGGUGGGGUGAUUCCGGCGCUGGAGUCGGGGUUCUUCCAGCGCGAGAUUGCCGACGCGGCCUACCUGUAUCAGCAGGAAGAAGAUCGUCAGGAACGCCUUACCGUGGGUGUCAACGCAUUUACGGCCAGUGACGAGAGCCUGUCAAUCCCCAUCCUGCGGGUGGACGAGGCCGGCGAACAGCGGCACAUCGCCCAUCUGAACGAGAUUCGCCGGCGUCGGGACAACCGGGAGUUGGCGGUACGCCUGCGCGCUCUGGAAUCCGCAGCCCGGCAAAAUGGCAGCCACGCCAAUCUGAUGUAUCCCCUCAUCGAAGCCGUGAAAGCCGAGGCUACCCUGGGCGAGAUGAUGGGCGUGUUUCGGAACGUGUUCGGCGAAUACCAGCCCACCUGGGGCUUUUAA